Messenger RNA from Tribolium madens (black flour beetle), 842 nucleotides. Its product is annotated as glycine-rich cell wall structural protein-like. The coding region runs from base 114 to 590 and encodes 158 amino acids. NCBI's taxonomy places the organism in Eukaryota, Metazoa, Arthropoda, Insecta, Coleoptera, Tenebrionidae. The transcript has 2 exons. The record is from RefSeq and is a predicted model, not a curated record.
GUGUCUUUUUUGAACUGAACAAUUCCUGAAUGCACUCCUGAAGGUCACUUAUACCUAUAUAUGCCAGGGUAAAAGGCUCGACAAGCAUAUUGUUUAGUUCAGCAUACAAAAACAUGAACGGAUUGAUCAUUGCAGCUCUAGCCAUUCUGGCUGUGGCCUCCGCCACUCCCUCGGGCCACAUCGGGGGGACCGUAGUCGCGGGUCCCUCGGGAAUCGUCACCGGGCAUGGCGCCAUUGGCCCUGUAGGCCAUGGGCUGGGCUUGGGGUUGGGCCAUGGACUGGGCUUGGGACAUGGAGUUUGGGGUGGACAUGGGGCGGUUUUGGCCGCUCCUGUGGCUAGUGCUGUGGUCGCUGGACCCGCUCUGGGUCAUGGACUCGUUCUGGGUCACGGACUCGGUCUUGGACACGGUCUCGGAGUCGUCACUCACGGAGGUGGCACCAUUGGAGUCAGUGGACAUGGGGCUGCCAUCCAUGGGCCUGGAACUGCCCCAGUUGUCGUCGCUGGACCUUCGGGAAAAGUCGCCGCUGAUGGGCUUUGGGGACCCACCGCCAAUGUUGGGUUGGGCCAUCAUGGGAAUCAUGGCUGGUAAAAGACUGAACUAAGCCAAUAUCACACAAAGGUUGCCAUGACAGAUCGGUUUUUGCGCUACUGGAAGCAGUUUUAUGUUUGAGGGAGUCUGUGCCGAUGGUGUUAUGGAAGCCUUUAAAAUCAUACACUUGAUCUACCAAAAAUAAGUAUCGCGAGGAACAGGAUCAUGAAUUUUCUUGUACAUUACUGUAUGCUAUUUAUGCAACAUACCUGUAAAAAUGUGUUCAAUGAAUAAAUGAUGGAUGAUUUUGUA